Messenger RNA from Geodia barretti, 858 nucleotides. NCBI's taxonomy places the organism in Eukaryota, Metazoa, Porifera, Demospongiae, Tetractinellida, Geodiidae. The record is from the annotation of a GenBank genome assembly.
GUCGGGCCGGUGUACCUUCGGCUGGACGACCCGGCCUUCCGCUCCUACGUCCAGUACGCCAACCAAACGUACGAGGAAGAAGAGGCCGGGGAUGAAGAGCUUGGCCUCGACCUCUCCGCUCCACCGCCAGAGUCGUGGUUUCAUGGUCGCAUUAGUCGGCAGACGGCAUCCUCUAGACUCCACGACCUGCUGGGGGAGCAGGGGGUGUACCUGGUGAGAGAGAGUGAGACUCAGCCGGGGGACUACGCCAUCUCGUACCUCAGCCGUACCGGCUACGUCCACCACUUCAAGAUCAACUCCAACUGUGGCGACUACUUCAUCGGAGGUCGGCAGUUCAUGUCUCUCUCGGAGCUCAUUGGGUUCUACUCCAACUGCUCCUGCAUCUUGGAGAAUGAGAGUCUGGAGUUACCUGUUGUUCCUCCCAAGCCAGUUCCUCUGUACAUUAUGUUGAGGGCCACAGCUCCACACGUUAAGAACCCCGGCACUGAUGAACUCACUAUUGAUGUGUGGGAGGUGUUUGUCCUGCUGAGUCGGCUGAAUGAUGACUGGGGCUGGGGUCACUCCCAGCGGUCGGGGGAGAGCGGACUCAUUCCUCUCAUGAUCAUGGAGGAUGUGAGGGCCAAGUAGGCAGUUUUCUGGUGAGACUGUCCAGUGUGGAGAAAUCAGAGAGACACUACUCCCUCUCUGUCAAGGAAGAAGAGUCCAGUCUAUGGCAAAUGGCAGGAGUUUUAUUUCGUCAUAAAAUACGGAGAACAGAAACUGCUCUACUACGAGCGAGAGGACAGUCAUAAAGCCAAGGGACUUUUGGAUUUGAGACAGUGUCAAGCCUUUGCCGUGGAUCCCACCCUCUUUGGGAGG